Neoarthrinium moseri is the source of this 1515-nucleotide messenger RNA. RefSeq lists its product as uncharacterized. Gene Ontology annotation, biological process: transmembrane transport. The coding region runs from base 1 to 1515 and encodes 504 amino acids. Gene Ontology annotation, molecular function: transmembrane transporter activity. Gene Ontology annotation, cellular component: plasma membrane. The transcript is spliced from 3 exons. NCBI's taxonomy places the organism in Eukaryota, Fungi, Ascomycota, Sordariomycetes, Amphisphaeriales, Apiosporaceae. The record is from RefSeq and is a predicted model, not a curated record.
AUGCUUGAGUCUCAGAUCAACGAUGCCACGGCUUCAAACACCGAUGUGGAAAAGUCUUACGAGAAAGAUCAAGAUGUGCAGGUCGAAGUGAGCUCACCCAGUUCCAGGGGCCUUCGAUCCAUUCUGGCUAAGGCCAUAUCUGUGAGCCCUGUCGAAGCACGAGGAGUGAUGCCUGUACCUCUUGAAGAACGAACCUCGACGCGAUACGUGGGCUAUUUCUCUAUAUGGUUUUGCAUGAAUAUAAACCUAUUGCCGAUCACAUUUGGAAUGCUUGGUAGUACGGCUUAUCUCCUCAGUGUGCGGGACUGUGCACUCGUCAUUCUAUUCUUCUCCCUGUUGACGGCUGCAUUCCCGGCGUUCCUUGGUGUCCUUGGUCCAAAGACGGGCUUGCGGCAAAUGAUCCAAGCUCGCUACAGCUUUGGCAGAUAUCUUGUGUCGAUUCCGGUCAUCCUCAACCUAGCAACUCUCACUGGGUUCUGCGUUAUCAUCUGCGUCAUUGGUGGGCAGUGCUUGUCAGCAGUUACAGGCGGCUCCAUGACCCCUACUGUUGGCAUUGUCAUCGUUGGAUUGUUGGCCCUUGGUAUCUCCUUCUGUGGCUAUAACGUCUUGCACGGGUACGAACGCUACGCCUGGAUACCAGCCUUGUUAGCGAUCAUUGUCACAACUGGUUGUGGCGGAUCGCACCUCAAAGAGCAGAUACCCACAGAGCCUGCAACCGCUUCUUCGGUUCUAUCGUUUGGGAUGAUAAUUGCCUCCUAUAUGAUUCCAUACGCAUGUUUGUCAUCCGACUUCACAACAUAUUUAAAUCCGAAGUUUUCUUCAGUUCGUUUGUUCCUCUACGGGUACGCUGGACUGGUGAUCCCAUCAGUUCUGCUAAUGACCCUGGGAGCUGCUAUCGGAGGGGCCAUCACGAACGUGCCGGAGUGGGAAGAGGGUUACAACACAACAGCUGUAGGUGGUGUGCUAGCAGCAAUGCUUACGCCUGCUGGAGGAUUUGGGAAGUUCGUCGUCGUCGUCCUUUCCUUCACUAUGCUAGGAAACAUCGCGGCAACGAUGUAUUCCAUCACACUCAACUUCCAGAUGCUUGUCCCACAGCUAGUGGUUGUUCCGCGAUAUGUAUUCUCCGUUGUUAUAACGGCAGUUGUUAUCCCAGUGAGCAUUAAAGCAGCUGCGGACUUCUUUCUCAGUCUUGAGAACUUCAUUGCUCUCAUUGGAUACUGGAGUGCUGCAUUUGUGUCAGUUCUCACAGUUGAGCAUCUCGUUAUUCGCCGUGGCGUAUAUGGCACAUAUGAUCAGGGCGCUUGGAAUUCAGCAAAACAGUUGCCGUGGGGCGUUGCAGCCCUAGCUGCCAGUGCCUUGAGCUUUGGUCUGGUGAUCCCGAGUAUGGCACAAAUCUGGUGGACCGGCCCAAUCGCGGAAAGCGCAGGAGACAUUGGUUUUGAGAUGGCGAUAAUUGUAACCGCUGUUCUCUAUGUUCCCUUCCGUCUGCUAGAGAAGCGCGUCGCAGGUCGGUAG